Molecule: messenger RNA, 843 nt
Organism: Rhagoletis zephyria (snowberry fruit fly)
Lineage: Eukaryota; Metazoa; Arthropoda; Insecta; Diptera; Tephritidae
Source: RefSeq, a predicted model, not a curated record
AUGAAUAGCAAAAAAGUAGCACGAGAAAUUGUUAUCCUGCUGCUGCUCACCACCAGCUCCAGCCCGUUAGUGCAUUCUCUACGCGCCACACCUCUUCACUUUGGUGUUGCCCGCAACGCCGAUGGCGAUGGCAACGCCAAAAUAGUCAUUUACGCACAGGAUGAGCAGACGCCAAUGCAAACUCAACAACACCAGGACAACGGCAUGCAGUCGACCAAUAGCGCCUCUGACAAAAACACUGCACAAGAAGGCGACUUGGAAAAGGACAGCCGCAAAUUGCCCGACUACCUCUACUCGAAUGCCAUGCCCGUCAUGGAUGAUGACCACAUUAAGUACAUGUUGCCCAGCAUUGGCUACCCCAUUUACGGCGGACCAACACCCAACACCGCAUCCAUACUGGAUAAUCGUCUUACGAACGAUAUGCGUCGCAAUUAUCCCUAUUAUGAGAAUGCUUACCAGCGUUGGUCGCUGGCCGAUCGCCUGCAACUCGGUUUCAAUUUGAACGGCAACACUGGCCUAAAUUUACUAACUUCCUCUGGGAAAGUACCGAAUGGUGGUAUGAAUUCGGAAAAUAAUGGACUGCAGCCGCCUGCCGCUAUUCUGCCCGUUGCGGUUGUGGGACCACCUGGCCCACCGGGUCCACCUGGGCCGCCAGGACCGCGUGGACUUACCGGCGCAACCGGACCUAUCGGAAGGCCAGGACUAACGGGGCGCACAGGUCCGCCGGGCCCACCAGGCCCCCCGGGACAGCAGAUAAACCACGGUCUCAAUCAAAAUCCCAAUAUCUGGUAUGCGGGCAAUGCGAAACCCCUACUCCCAUUGUACCAAAAUGAUCGAGAAUAA